Messenger RNA from Lachancea fermentati, 1005 nucleotides. NCBI's taxonomy places the organism in Eukaryota, Fungi, Ascomycota, Saccharomycetes, Saccharomycetales, Saccharomycetaceae. The record is from the annotation of a GenBank genome assembly.
AUGUCAAGAAAGGCGAAGGGGACCCUUCCAGUCAGUCACAGAUUAUGUCUACCACCUCAGGAGAUUGUAGACUUAUUUAAACGAGUGUUUAUUAAUGAGCUAUAUCAUGGCGAUGAAGUUAUACUUCGAUCGACUAUCCAAGAGGUGAAAGCAGACCUCUUCAAUAGAGAGUACCUCUUGGCAUUCAACACAGAGCCCAAGAGAAUUGCAUACUGUUGCAGGUGGUCGCCCUCUCGAGCAGUCGCUUACGCCUCUCUGUUCUCGUAUCUUGAGCCGGUGAGGAAGAUUUUACAGUGCGAAGACUCGCUUCCCUUGGAAGAACAGCUAGCGUCGUUGAACAUUCAAGAGUCACAGAGAACAAUUUCAGAGCGCGAGGUACUUUGCAUAGGAGGUGGAGCAGGUGGAGAACUAAUAAGUGUUGCUAGCAUUUUCGUCCCAACAGUAGAUUUCGGGGCAAAGUACUCGAAAGUUCGUCCACUAAAGCUUAAACAAUUGAAUGUCCAAGUCAUUGACAUUGCAGACUGGUCAAGUGUGGUACAAAGACUAACGGAAGGAAUCAGCGCUAAUUGGCUUUUUGACCAUUCAGCUGACCUCAAUAUUACAUUCAAGAAGGGGGACGUACUCAAGCAAGACGCCGCAGAACUGAAACUGAGCAAGCUUAAUCUCAUAACUUUGUUAUUUACUACUAAUGAGCUGUUCACUGAGCACAAGGCCGAUAGCAUCCGGUUUUUCCAAAGUUUAAACGCACACUGCUCAAGUGGGUGCCAUUUACUGAUUGUUGAAAGCGCAGGAAGUUACUCCCACAUUACAGUGGGUACAAAAAAGUUUCCCAUUCAAUUUCUGAUAGACACUCUUUUGCUGGGUAAAAGAGGUGAGGAGAGUAGCGGCCGUUGGGAACUUGUAGACCAAAACGAUUCUCUCUGGUAUCGUGGGGAUGAAAAUGUAGACUACCCUCUAAAGCUUGAAAAUAUGAGAUUCUUUUACAGGCUAUAUAGAAAGAAAUAG